Dermacentor silvarum is the source of this 6800-nucleotide messenger RNA. It is a transcript of the gene myd, whose product is annotated as 45 kDa calcium-binding protein. Gene Ontology annotation, cellular component: endoplasmic reticulum. The record is from RefSeq and is a predicted model, not a curated record. Gene Ontology annotation, molecular function: calcium ion binding. Lineage: Eukaryota; Metazoa; Arthropoda; Arachnida; Ixodida; Ixodidae. Gene Ontology annotation, biological process: calcium-ion regulated exocytosis. The transcript has 6 exons. The coding region runs from base 259 to 1335 and encodes 358 amino acids.
CUUCCGUGAUUAGUUCCUACGAUGUCCAUUUCCCGCUGGUUCCGCUCUAGACGUGCGCGAAACGUUAUUUAUGCGAGUGUCAUGGCAACGUGUGACAGUAACAUGACAGCGUAACCUCGGUAACCUGUCAACAGCAUUGCAAACGCGAUGUGUGCCGCGCGGUCGUCCGCUUUUCAGGCGACUCCUUUGCCCUAUGAGUUGCUCUAAGAGUUUAGUUAGCAGUGCGCGGAAGUCUUGACGGACACGAAGACGUGCAUAAUGAUGUCUUACAUUAUAAGCAUAGCUGCUGUACUGUUUUGUCUUGCUACUUUCGUUCGGACCAUUCCUGUGCCAUCAAACGGAAGUCGCUCUCUUCCUGGAUUAACCGAAGAAAGUGUUCGCGAAAAGGUUACUGACUAUAACAAGAGUAGGUUUGCCAAUAUUAAACUUUCUCACCUCAAUGCAAGCCUAAUCAAGCCUCCGGACCACCUCGAAGGACUACCUAUGCAAAGGAACGGUAACCUGAAUCCACAGUACCGAAAAGAAGUCUUGCUGGGCACCGAGAGUUCAAAGCAAGAAGGCGAUGAAUCCCUCCUACGAACCGUGUUUGCAAAGGUUGACAUCAAUCAUGAUCGACAUGUGACCAUUUCAGAACUGGAAAACUGGAUUGCAGCGAAAGUUAAAGAGCAUUACACUCAGGCUGUCAGGGACAACUUUUGGAUAUUUUCUGCGCUUGACAAAAACCACGACGGGCUAGUGUCUUGGGAGGAGUACCAUGUGAAUUUUAUGAUAGAAAAAGGCUUUGAUGACAAAUAUGCUAAGAACCACCCAGAGGAUCACAGGACUCUUGACAGAGAUUUGAAGGAGAAGAUUCUACUUGACAAAGCUAUGUGGUUUGAAGCAGCUAACUCUCACCAGGAUGCAUUGAACAUUGACGAAUUCCUUACCUUCCGGCACCCUGAGCACAGUCAUAUCUCACUAAUCAAAAUGGUGAAUGACAUCAUCAGCAGCCUUGAUGAAAAUGGAGAUGAACAGCUUUCCGAGGAUGAAUUUUCUCAACUUGGACCUGAUGAGAUGAAACGCACAACAAAAGAAGAGUGGAAAAAGGAACGAAUCCAGGAGUUCCGCCAGAAUAUCGACCUCAAUGGAGAUGGACAGGCCAGUCGACAAGAGUUGCUGAUGUACAAUGAUCCUGAGAACCCUAUUCAUGCAAGAAGUGAAGCACGAGAACUGGUGCAACAGGCUGACAGCAAUGGGGACAACCAGUUAAGCCUGGAGGAGGUUCUUUCCCAAAAGGAUGUAUUUCUCGGAAGCAAGAUGGUCAAUACAGCCAAGAAUAUCCAUGAUGAAUUUUGACGACUGCUGCCUCAAUGCUUCAGGCUUCCAACACCAAAAGUAUCGAAAACUGGGCAUGUAUGUUCACCGCACACAUGCCCUGAGGGGAUUGUUACAUUUGUUUGAUGCAUAGAAUAUGUACUACACUGUCAAGUCAUGAAUUUUCUUAUCAGCAGUGCACAAAUUAUUCUUUGCCGCUGUGGCAUCUAGGGCUCUUGAUAGAGUAUGGCCUUUCAGCAUUAUUUCAACUUCAUAGAAAUCUCGAGUGCAUUCACCAGUACGUACAAAUUUGUAAGUGAUGAUAAGUGGUGAAGUGUGGGAAGUUCGUACUUGUUAGAAAUUGUAUUUCACCUUAGGUGCUCAGUAGUGCACCGUAUGUGCUCUCCUGGCCACUGACUUUCAAUUAUAUAUGUACAGGGACUGUGUGACAACGUAACAAGGCACAGCAAUGCACUAUGCAAGUGUCAACAGUGGAAACUGUAACAUUAAGUUGCCAUAAUGCACGAAAUUGGCUCCUUCACUGUUGCAUGUACCGUGCUUAGGAGGGUUGAUUUGCUGGCUGUUGAUUAAAGGGAGACAUAACUAGUCCAAAGCAACAAAAGUUUUUUUGCACUUGUGAAGUCCACUAAAUAUCCUUUAUGAAGAAUUUCAACAAGAUCAGAUACAGUUUGAUAAAAAAAAAAAGGGGACAUCUGCAAUGCCUGCAGUUAUAGAUAAUUAUGGCAUUCAGUGAUACAUGACAAGAAAUUACUGUUGCCGUUCCGUUAAAACAUUUAAAAUCCACUAAUGUCCACUAAAUGCUUUUGCAAAUCAGCUAAAAGAUGAGUUCAGAAAAUUGUUCAGAAAAUUUGCAAUAUCUCCUAAAGGUGCUUGUUUUCUGCCAUAUGGGCUAAAAAUGCACUGUGGCUAGCGGUAUAUCACUAAAAUGGCAACAUUGCAUGGGCAUGACCUCAUUACGUACGAAAAGGGCUCCAUACCCUCCAUUCUAAAUAGUAUCCACAUUCUGCACUGCCAGUACAGUUGAACCUCAUUUAAACAUGAGAAUACCUUCGUUAUGUCCAAUGUUCAUUAUAAUCAUAUAUGCUUUACAUGCUAACAUCGGCAAAAAAUAUUUGAUUUACUUCAUUAUGUCCAUGUUCUAUCUAGGUUCAGCUGUUCUCUGUUCUAAAGUGCAUGCACUUUGGGCAUGAUUGUGGCGAAAUUUAAGUAGGGUGAUGAUCUGGGUUAAGUGACUACAUUGUAAUUAAGGUUUACUGUAAGGAGGGGUCUAAACAAAUAAAUAAAAUAAAAAUAAUGUGUUGGUUUGUGACACCAUGGUAAUGCCCUUCAGUGCUACUGUCACCUUCACUCUGAAAGUGCAGUUAUGAUGGCAAACAAGUGAAUUCAUCGCUUGACGAUUUUUGUAAUUGGAAUAUUUUGUGCAAUAGAUCAUGAACAGUUUUGUGCAUUUUCUGUGAUUGGUGCACAAGGUUUUUUUCACACAGUCCCUGUAUGAGGCAGGUCUUUUUGAACAGUGACAAAGAUUACACAAACUGUGGUGUGAUAGAAAAGCUCUCAGCUGCAUUACGCCACAUUCGGUGGCUUUAAGUGAACACGUGCAUACUUGAAAGUGCUGUCUUUUUUAUGUAAUAUUUUUUAUGAAUUGUUUUUUCUCACUUGAGAAAAUUUAAUUGUUCACAUGUAACCUACAGCUGAACUGUUGGUAGUCAUUCUUGUUGCAAUGUUCUUACAACUGUAGCGCUUUCUUCUACUUAAUUCACAAUUUAUUUGCUUAUGAAAUUUCACCUUCAUUUAUACAGGAACAAAUGUGUACUAAUUGUUAGUACUUAAGUCUAAGAAAUGUGCUUAAGCACAACUGCUAGCGCAAAAACCUUUUGUUUGGUCAGAAUGUCAGUGCUAUUUGCCACUGAUGGUGGAUCAACUAAUUGUUAGUACUUAAGUCUAAGAAAUGUGCUCAAGCACAACUGCUAGCACAAAGACCUUUUGUUUGGUAAGAAUGUCAGUGCUAUUUGCCACUGAUGGUGGAUCAAUUUAUGAGAGAUGAACACAGCUGAGUGAGCUGAAUGCAGAGCAAAUAUAUUUGCCCAGUUGUGCUGCAAUAUUUUACCAAUUAUACAAGGUAUGCACUGCUGCAUGUUGCAAUGCUGCUUCCAAAAUCUUCCUGAAUUUACAAAAAAAAAAAAAAAACUUUACUUUUUGCAAAUGUCUGUAGAGAUUGUAGCAUUUGAACUUGCAGUCCCAACACAGAUAUCCUAUAGAUUGAAUGAGAGCAAUAUGUAAUGCCAUGUUUUUUUACUGUGAUAUCUGUACAGAAAAGCGCAUGAAUCUGUGAUAGCAGCAACAAAGCAGACACCCCAGUGCUGCGCCAUAUGGUUUUCAGGUGCAAUGCUUCUUGAAUCUUGGAAGUUAUUUUUUGUUCUACAGUAGCAUAACACUUAAAAGAUUACUUGCACUAUCACUUCCAUUUCACAAUAUGUGAUGUUGGUUGCCACUCAUGGUUAUUGCAUGUACAUUUUUACAGGUUUUAUGCACCCGCUUGCUGCUUCUGUAGCUAACACUUAUGCUGUGCAAGCCACGAAUUUGUAAUGUGCCAGUUUUGUGUUAUUCAAUGAAUACUGCACAUAGUGUUCAGUUGAAGUUUCUCGUGUUUGUGCUAACAUGUCUGCCACAGCUGAGAUUAGUUUUUACAGAAGAGUGAAGCUCAAAGACGAGCUGCAGUAAUUUUUGUUGAAAUGAAAGCAAUUGGCUAAUGGGUAAGUAAGCAUUGGCUAAUUCAUUCCACAUUACAGCUCAGGAUGGGCGCAAAUGUCCAAAACACCUAGUAUGCAGCCUAUUGUUUAGUGGGGGAAUAGCUGACACUGCAAUGGUUCAAUGCCACCGGAAUGAUGGGCCUCAGAUGGGUUCUUGUUGACUCGCAUGCUGUGAUAUGCAUUCUUUGGCAAGUUUUUAUUGUCUUCUUCCCGUUUUGUUUCUGAAGAUUUGUUAUUGAGGUUGGUAGUUCAGUGCUAUUACUACAAAGUUAUUCAACUUUUGUGUAUUCCUAUUUUUCAUACCUACUUUCUCACCAACAUGCAACAAUGCAAUAUACAUGUGUAGUGCUGCUAUUGGAAGCGGACAUUAUUUACUGAGCAGAUUAUCAGUUUGGUAAACUUACAACCUUGCCGCUUUAUAGUGGCUUUAUCAUGUUUUCUGAUGAAUUUUGUACAAAAAAGUAUAAUAUGCAGUUUUAGUAAUGCAUCACUGUGUUAUUGUUGCCAAGCAGGGCAUUUAUGCAGCCAUAGCUUCAUCACACACUCAGACCUCACCCAAACAGGGCUUGCAUUUCCCAUCAUUUUCAUGGUGGCCAAAGCACCCCUGAAGUAACCCGUGCAGAUGCCAGUGCCGUAUUUUCUUCUAAGGCACAUUCGACUGGUUACAUUCAAGCCCUCUGGAUAGUUCUCACAGUGUGCUUUCAGUUUGGCUGGGCAAAAUUGAGCACUUGGAACACAUUCACUUUGUCCAUUCAGAACACCAUGCUCCAUAUCAGAGUGCGUAGAGGCGAUCUUACAUUUGUUCUGGAAGUGUAAUCGACGUGCAGCAGAGUGCCAUUCCAGCAGCUACAGCAACUUCUAUUGUCGACGCGACAUCUUCAAAUGUGCUGCAGGCUUUUCUUAUUUAGAAGAGAAGCAGUGCUAUGCAUGAUUGCUUUCAAUCUUCGACUGCUCUGGCAAGCAGCUGAACAUUUAACGCUCAAUCAAUGUUCCAAUCAAAGGCGGAGCGUGGCAAGCACCACUCGAAUGUGCCAUUACAAGUUCUAUGGCCCAUGCCCUUUGACUUCUUUUAAAUUAAACCACUUUUACACGCUCUGUAGGGGUAAAAUUAAUAGAAGUUGACCGUGUAUGAACAUAGCACUUCCUUUAACUUUGCCUAUGGCUGCUGUUAGCAGGAUCCCGACUGUGUAGUGUUGCUGUUUUUUCCACUCUCAGCAUUGUCUUUCCGUCUCGAAGCUUGUAUGGCUCAUCUGGAUCCUAAAAGAACUAAGAACUUGCGGCUUUCGGGGGUGUUUAAUGAGGAGGUAAACAUGUACGCCACCUUCCGUGCUAUUGCUAUCGUUACUAGUUUUCCACUACAAGUCAUGCAGAGAACCUGAGGGAGCCCCCUCGCAUCUUAAUACGAUGCUCUACCAGCAAGGGAUGCAGCAGAUCAUCUUGACUGGACAAGAAACGUACUGCUGUAAAGCUCAGUUAUAGAAAAAAUUCAUAACGUCCCAUAUUGUGCCAUUGGAACUGUGUGAACAUAACCAACGUGAAAUAUAUUGCACAUAUUGAACUCUGGGCACUUUUGCAACCGCCAGUAGUGCUUUCACUCUUCCCCGCAGCAUUAGCAGUGCAUGCCACUGCUUUGCAAGGUCAGUAGACGAUAUGCAAAAGUCCGUAAGCACGCUUUUCCACAGAGCUAACUUUCCCAAACUAAGAUGGCCCGCAUUCCGGCUAGUAGCGCUGUUAAAGCUGAGAAAUGCGUUUUGAAACCUUGGACGGUGCAGGGAACGGGCAGUGGCAAGAAUUGCAUGUUGAUACUUCAAUUGCAACUCUGGCCCAAGGUCCGCAAUCUUGGUUACGUCAAAGAAAGUGUGUGGAGAAGUGUACUUGUGGGUUUUGCAUAUUGUCUAUUAAACUGUCAUUCUUAACAUUGUCUUCCUUUCAGACACAAUUUACACAAUUAUGUAUUCGGCUGCAUUAUGCCAAGUGCCUUGUUAUAUUAUGAAAGCUAAGCAACGGUAGAGUUGGUAUUAUAUUUUUGCAUGAAGUAAUUUUACCAAAAUAUAGUCAUGUUCCCAAUGUGGCAUAAUAUAUCUUUAAAAAGCACUAGCUGGCUGCACAAGUGCAAGAGCAACAAGACUCUUUAAGAAGCAGUUGUAUUGCUACAAUAAAUAUGCUUAUUUCCAGCACCCAUUGCUGCGGCAUGACGCUGUGGGUUUGACUCCCAGCAACAGCAGCCACGGCAUCCCUUGUUCAAUGAAAUCGCAAUUAACAAAAAUACUCAGUGGUUCAAUGCAAGCGAGUUACAUUGUAACAUAGGUCCAGAAUUACACUGUUUCAAGCGUUUAAGUCAGUGUCCAGCUCAAUAGCACGCAAGGCGAGAUUACAAUUAGUGGAAUGGAGCAUACAUUCAUUUUCAUGUUUACAAAGCUGAUUUUUCUGUCCUUGGUGCUUCACUAGCAUGCACUCAAGGAAAUCAUAGGUGCAAGUUCCAGCCUAAAGAACAAAUCUGGGUCUAUGAUAUUCUACUAGAGGAGGAAUCAAACCUUAACAACAAACAAUGGGUGUCCCGUUAGAGUAAAGCAGUAUAUUAGAAUACCAAGGGAAGGGAGCACAUAACUAGCAGUGAUGAAGUGGUUGGUGCAGCAUUGCAAGAUAUUUAUGCUGGUGAGUUGUGGUCCACGUUUCAUUCUGUAGUGUAAUAAGCAGAAAGUGGCUCUUCCAUUCAGUGUACAAAGAAAAAAAUAA